CGAGCGUAUAGAAACUUACCGUGUGCGACAAGGUACACAUCUCCAGCAGCAUUAUUCUACAAAGUUUCUCUGUCUUGGACUUACGAACUACAUUUUUGCCACUAACGCUAUAUACUUUGCCUAAUAACACGGGUUUGUUUAUUUUUUUAGCUUAGAAAACAACCACUUUGGAUCAACAUGUCGUACAUGCUACCACAUCUCCACAAUGGCUGGCAGGUCGACCAAGCCAUCCUGUCCGAGGAGGACCGAGUCCUUGUUAUCCGCUUCGGUCACGACUGGGAUCCGACAUGUAUGAAGAUGGACGAAGUUCUUUACAGCAUCGCUGAAAAGGUGAAGAACUUUGCUGUCAUUUACCUGGUGGACAUCACAGAAGUGCCUGAUUUCAACAAGAUGUACGAGUUGUACGACCCCUGCACUGUCAUGUUCUUCUUCAGGAACAAACACAUCAUGAUUGAUUUGGGCACCGGUAACAACAACAAGAUCAACUGGACGAUGGAGGACAAGCAGGAGAUGAUAGAUAUUAUUGAAACGGUGUAUCGAGGAGCAAGAAAAGGCCGCGGUCUGGUGGUGUCUCCUAAGGAUUACUCUACAAAAUACAGAUAUUGAUUUUUUUUCUUUUUUCUUUUUUCUCCAUCUUUGGACAGAGACUACAAAUUGCAGAAGUCAAGGAUCAUGUUUUUCAGUGUUUUUGUUUUGCCAGUGAGAGAGGACGAUAUUCUUAUUUUUGGUUGUGAAUUUGUUACAUUGUGCCACUUGGGUUUUUGUGUAUAGGUAUCAGUCUAACACAAUUCUUUCAUCACUGAGUUGUUGUUGUUGGUGUUUUUGUACAUUUCUCUUCUGUGCGACAAUUGCUGAUCAGUUCACAUUACACAGUGUACAUGGCCCUUUAUAUUUAAAGAUGUAAUAAACCUGGAAUUUUACACAGA
This is a messenger RNA of Archocentrus centrarchus (flier cichlid), 926 nucleotides long. It is a transcript of the gene txnl4a, whose product is annotated as thioredoxin-like 4A. The coding region runs from base 178 to 606 and encodes 142 amino acids. The transcript is spliced from 4 exons. NCBI's taxonomy places the organism in Eukaryota, Metazoa, Chordata, Actinopteri, Cichliformes, Cichlidae. Gene Ontology annotation, biological process: mRNA splicing, via spliceosome. Gene Ontology annotation, cellular component: U4/U6 x U5 tri-snRNP complex; spliceosomal complex; U5 snRNP. The record is from RefSeq and is a predicted model, not a curated record.